AACACUUUGCCGUUCGUGCCCAGUGGCUGGUACGUUUACGUCAUCGCUGCGCGCCGGAAAGGCGGUACCUUCCCGCUCCUUAAUCUGACGAAAUAGCGGCGUCAGCCUCAGCGGCUGAGGAGAGCAGAAGGAGGUGGUGGCGGCGGGAAGAUGCUGCUCUUUGGCGUAAAUUGCAAUCGAUUAGGGAUCGUUUCUCAGACUCAAGUUAGAAGUGAGAGUUCAGAUAAGUGAGGCCGCCAUUCCUGCUUUGAACACCUCAAGGGGAGAAUGGAUUUAUCAGGAGUGAAAAAGAAGAGCUUGCUAGGAGUCAAAGAAAAUAAUAAAAAGUCCAGCACUAGGGCUCCUUCUCCUACCAAACGCAAGGACCGCUCUGAUGAGAAGUCCAAAGAUCGCUCUAAAGACAAAGGGACCACCAAGGAGUCAAGCGAGAAGGACCGUGGCAGGGAUAAGACUCGGAAGAGGCGCAGUGCUUCCAGUGGAAGCAGUAGUACCAGGUCUCGGUCCAGUUCCACCUCCAGCUCAGGAUCCAGUACCAGCACAGGCUCAAGUAGUGGCUCCAGCUCUUCAUCUGCAUCCAGCCUGUGGGAGGCAGUGUGGAGUACUAAAUCCAGGACCUUGCACAAAUUAGGCUUACACUGGACCACUGUGUUACACCUACAGCCCAAAUCCAGUACACUUUGGCUUGACAGAAAUUGUUUGUUAUCUUUCAGAUCUAAGCCACCUAAAAGAGAUGAAAAGGAAAGGAAAAGGCGGAGCCCUUCCCCUAAACCUACCAAAGUGCAUAUUGGAAGACUCACCAGGAAUGUGACCAAGGAUCACAUCAUGGAGAUAUUUUCUACCUAUGGAAAAAUUAAAAUGAUUGACAUGCCUGUGGAAAGGAUGCAUCCUCAUCUAUCCAAAGGCUAUGCAUAUGUGGAGUUUGAGAAUCCAGAUGAAGCUGAGAAGGCGCUGAAGCACAUGGAUGGAGGACAAAUUGAUGGCCAGGAGAUUACUGCUACUGCUGUGUUGGCCCCCUGGCCUAGGCCACCCCCCAGGCGAUUCAGCCCUCCCAGGAGAAUGCUGCCGCCACCUCCCAUGUGGCGUAGGUCACCCCCACGGAUGAGGAGGAGGUCACGCUCUCCAAGACGCAGGUCCCCCAUGCGCAGGCGGUCCCGCUCUCCCGGCCGCCGCCGCCACAGAAGCCGCUCCAGUUCAAAUUCCUCCCGAUAAAAGGGCCACCGAAGCUCAUCUAUACCUUAUAUUCCACCCAGCCCAGUUGUGUCACUUUUCUAGCUGAAGGAGGGUCAGCAGGAAAGACCCCCUCACUUGGCAGGCUUCAAAAGCAGCAGUUGAGGCCUUUCCUCUGCAGUCAGAUUCUGACUGCAGAAGUGCUCAUGGUUCAGGGCUAUGUCCAUUGAGGGGCCCUGCAGUUUUCUGGCUAGAGAGCUCACCCAUUCCUGUUCCUAAGUCUGUUCAGUGGCAGAGCCAGCAGGGACCAGCAAGUUUCCAGGUGGCAGUGUGGCCCAGCUUUUUCACAGAUGACCUGAGCUAGUCUGGCAAACCUGGUUAGUGCCCUUGCUGAUGCUGUGCUAUGUCUGCAGGGGACCAAGCUGCCAUUCCUGUUAGGCCUGGCCUCCCCCACACACACUUGAAUUCUCUUCCAACCUCUAGGGUUGUCCCCCCACCUGUUAAUUGCUGUAAAUGGUUCUGUCUUUCCAUCUCCUCUCCACUCCCCUGCCCCACAUAUCCCUUACUCUCUCAAAUUGGUGAGCAAGUUGAGAGCCAGCUCUGCAAGGUCAUUACAGAGCCCCCUGUUCUGACUGCCAUUUGUGGUGGUCUUGCAGGAUACCUUGGCAACGUGUAUAUUGCUUUUUUUUCCUCAUUGUACAGUCAGUACUAUAAAAUUUGUUUUUGAGUUUUGUAACUUUGUAGCAUUUUAGAUAAGGUUGUGUUUGUACUUUGUUGUGUAGAGUGAUGAAAACGUAUUGAAUAAACCUAGGAUUAGAAUGCAGAUUGAA
Molecule: messenger RNA, 1997 nt
Organism: Ictidomys tridecemlineatus (thirteen-lined ground squirrel)
Lineage: Eukaryota; Metazoa; Chordata; Mammalia; Rodentia; Sciuridae
Source: RefSeq, a predicted model, not a curated record